Perca flavescens (yellow perch) is the source of this 2157-nucleotide messenger RNA. Its product is annotated as B-cell receptor CD22. Bases 129 to 1748 code for a protein of 539 amino acids. The record is from RefSeq and is a predicted model, not a curated record. The transcript has 11 exons. Lineage: Eukaryota; Metazoa; Chordata; Actinopteri; Perciformes; Percidae.
ACUGUUUGUCAGGUUUCCCAACUUUAUAUAAUGAGCACUCUGAAUGGUUACACACCCUCCAACUUCUGCUUUUGACAGCACAAAAAUCAAAUCACCAUCAGCUGUCGUCAGUGUGUUGAUUUCUAACAAUGGACAAUUCGAUUCUGAUUAUUCUGGUAAUAAUAUCGCCAGGUGUGUGGAGUGGAGACUGGAGGGUGACUUUGGAAGAUGAGUGUGCUUUAAAAGGGACAUCAGUAGUUAUUAAGUGCGAGUAUGACUAUCCUUUAGGUCAUAUUGUCACUGCAGCCGGCUGGUCUAAAGCCCUGUAUGUAGAUGGCAAUUGGAAGCUGUUUCCCCUUUCACAAAUCUCUUCACCCCCAAACCACUUUACAUAUGUGGGCAACCGUUGGAGUGACUGUAAACUGAAGAUCAAUGAUGUACAACACAGUGAUGAAGGCCAUUACUUUUUUAAUUUUGUGACAACGCUCAACAGAUGGAGAAGUAAAAGAUCUGCUCACUUGUCCGUAAAAGAGUUGACCGCUGUUGUACAGCCGAGCACUGUGACAGAGGGAGACUUUGUCAGAUUGACCUGUGUGUCAGGUUGUCUUACGCCUGUGAACAUUGUCUGGUUCAGAGAUGGACAACGUGUACCAAAUCCAGUCUUCCGGGCCGGGAGAGAGGACGCCGGGAGGUACUACUGUGCCGUCCUGGGACGAGAGACGGCCAGAUCGGCCUCUGUGGCUCUGAGCGUUCAAUAUGCUCCCAGUAAAGUCAAGUUGUCAAUGAGUCCGUCAGUAGUCAAAGGAAGUUCGGUGACUUUCACCUGCAGCAGUGAUGCCGACCCACCUGUGACACAAAGUGGAUACAGCCUGUAUAAAGACGGACACGUUAUCAGUUCAGGACAGACUCACACCAUAUCUGACAUCCAGCCCAGCCACAGGGGACUGUACUCCUGUCAGGCCUGGAAUAAUAUCAGCUGGAGGGGCAUCGCCCUGAUUAACUCUACGGAGGUUCAGCUCGAUGUCCAGUACCGUCCAGAGAACAUUUCCAUUUCAAUGGACCCGCCACAUGUUGUCGAGGGCAGCAGUGUGAAUCUGAGCUGCAGCAGUGCUGCUAACCCUGCAGCAGACAACUACACCUGGUACUGGGCUUCUGUUUCCAGUUCCAGCUCCCUGAUCCAGGUGGGCUCAGGACAGGUGCUGUCUCUCCCCUCUGUGGAGGCGUCCCACACUGGACUCUACCUCUGCCAGGCCAGGAACCCACUGGGGCAAAACAACUCAACUGAGGUGCUCCUCGCAAUAAAGGAAAAGGACCAUGGAAGCCAGUCCCUCCCUAUCUUAGCUGGAUUUGGAGUCUUUGUUUUUGUGACACUUCUUCUACUUCUUCUUUUUUUCUGGCUGAAAAAGAGGACCCGUGCAGAGAAAAAGGAGACUGUGUAUGAUUUGAGGCUCAGCGGGAGAGGCUCGAGCUCUUCGGCCUCUGAACCAUCUAACAGUGUCUAUGCCAACAUCCAUGCCAUGCCAUCUUCUCCUGCGCCUGUUAUUAGUGCUCAGGACACCCCUCCCCAUUCACAGAGGAAGUCACACCAUGAACAUGAUGUCCCCACAUCGUAUGAAGAUGAGGUUACCUACUCAACAGUGACCAUUAAAGCCAGAAACCCCAGUCUUCCACAUCACACAAACAACAGCAGAGUGGCACCAGACUCCAGGUUCAAAGCCGGAGAGAAUGACGACUCUGUGAUCUACGCUUCACUGGCUGAAUCCAGCUGAGUUGGAUUGAAACCUUUAACUCUUUUAAGUGCAGUUUCAUCAUCAUAAAGAAACCUAUGUUAUUAUAUGUUGUCUUGUCAUGUGGUGUCUUGCUGUUAAGAUAGUUGUGAAAAGUCAAAUGCUCAGUCUAUCAGGAGGGAUAGAGAUCUUAAAGCAUCUUUUUUUUUGCUAUACUUCGUAUUUAUAUUAAUUUAUGCUGCUGUUUGUAAUACUUGACUGAAUAACAAUGUUGAAUAUUUUUGAUAUACUAAAGGCAUGGUUGGGGGGGAAUCCUGCAACAUCGGAUUUCUAUCUAUUUCAUUUUGUUGUCUCUAGGAUACUGUAGACUACAGCAAAACAAUUGUUCUUUACUGCAGUCUGUACAGUUGAUAUUAAAAAUGUAUCAAUAAACUGUGAUAUUAUUACACAA